UCAGUUCUACUAUUUCCAUGACCUCUACUUAGAUCAAUACUCAAAUUACUAAGAGGUGGAAAAUAAAAGACAUGCACGUUUUGGCAAAUUCAUAUCGUCAUGGAGGGCAGUGGAAAAUCUAAAACGAGCUGUAUACUUCAGCUUGGUGUAUUGCUGAAUUUAGCCCUGACAAUACUGUCUGUGGGGUAUUUGACUUACAGAGUGCAUACUUUGGAUGAACGAAUCGUUCGAUGCGAGCAAAUCAAGAAAACAGAGUCAGACGCUGAUGUAUAUAAAAAUCGCUUGCCAAGAGCGGCUAACAAUGGCUCGAGAGAUCCAACGAGUGCUUGUACCAAAUGCAGAGAUCUCUGUAUGCAAAUCUUCUCGUCUAGAUCAUCCAAAAAGUUAAAAUCGUCAAAACCAUCAAGUAAACCAGUUUGUUUCAGAGGUCCGCCCGGAGCACCGGGUCCACAAGGGCCGAAAGGACCAAGUGGACAAAGGGGAAGACGUGGUAAACGAGGAUUUCGAGGAUCUCCUGGAAUACAAGGUCCACCUGGAGUAGCAGGUCCGCAGGGACCAAGGGGAUUGCCAGGAACAGCGCUCUCUGGAAAAGCUUCCAUUGUCCAUUCCCUUGCUCUUCCAAAAAUAACCAAAAGACCUCCAUCUGUUCUUGUCACCAAAGAAGGCGAUAAUGUGGUUAUUCCGCCCAAAGCCUCUGGUUUCCCUAAACCUAGAAUCUCGUGGUACAAAGACAACAAGAAAGUAGACGAGCGAUUCUAUAUCACUGGUGCUCUACGAAUAAAGAAUGUAAAGUUCGAAGACCAUGGGGUUUACUUAUUGAAAGCAAAGAAUUUCAUUGGUCAAGCUACAGCGAAAAUGAAACUUGUUGUAAAUGUUGCUCCACGAUUCGUGGUUCGGCCUCCGGUUUACUUCGCUGGUUAUGAAAAUUGGAACACAACCAUCACAUGCAAUAUAUUUGGGUUUCCUCCUCCGCGGAUCGAGUGGACGCGAGCAUUGCAAGACAUGUCUAAGGAACGCCAUGUAAAAACUGGUAACAGCCUUGUUAUCAUGAAUACAAAGAGAGAAGAUAAGGGACCCUACAUGUGCAAGGGCAUUAAUAACCAAGGGAAUGUCGCUGCUUUUGUAGUGCUUAAUGUUUAUACUGUCAGUCGUCGUCCUUGUCCUGAAAUGGUUCCUCCAGACAAUGGAUAUAUUGUAGGUGAUUUACCGGCCAACAGCACUCUCACUUUCCAUUGUAAUUCCGGCUACAGUCUCUGUGGAAAUCGCCAUUUGUUAAAAUCGUCAAAACCAUCGAGUAAACCAGUUUGUGUCAGAGGUCUGCCUGGAGCACCGGGUCCACAAGGGCCGAAAGGACCAAGCGGACAAAGGGGAAGACGUGGUAAACGAGGAUUUCGAGGAUCUCCUGGAAUACAAGGUCCACCUGGAGUACCAGGUCCGCAGGGACCGAGGGGAGUGCCAGGAAGAACGCUCUCUGGAAAAUCUUCAUCGAUUAUCCAUUCACUUGCGUUUCCAAAAAUAACCAAAAGACCUCCAUCUGUUCUUGUCACCAAAGAAGGCGAUAAUGUGGUCAUUCCGUCCAUAGCCUCUGGUUUUCCUAAUCCUAGAAUCUCGUGGUACAAAGACAACAAGAAAGUGGACGAGCGAUUAUAUGUAACUGGUGCUCUACGAAUAAGCAAUGUCAAGUUCGAAGACCAUGGGGUUUACUUAUUGAAAGCAAAGAAUUUCAUUGGUCAAGCAACAGCGAAAAUGAAGCUUGUUGUCAAUGUUGCUCCACGAUUCGUGAUUCAACCUCCAGAUUACCUCGCUGGUUAUGAAGACUGGAACACAACCAUCACUUGCAAUAUAUUUGGGUUUCCUCCUCCGCGGAUCGAAUGGUCACGUGCACAGAAAACCAUGCCUAAAGGACGCCAUAUAAAAACUGGUAACCGCCUUAUAAUCAUGAAUACAAAGAGAGAUGAUAAGGGACCCUACAUGUGCAGGGGAAUCAAUAACCAAGGGAACGUGUUUGGCAUGAUAGUGCUUCAUGUUCAUUCUGUCAUUGCUCCUAUCAUCGUACAAUCCUCUCCUAAUAACGUGACCGUAUAUAAAAUCUUGAGCCGCRUYAAAUUAAACUGUUCAGCUACUGGAUCACCGCUGCCAACGAUCGAGUGGAGCAAAGAUGGCCGACCUUUAUCUGUAAACACUACAGUUCGCCAGACCAAUAAAGAAACUAUAGGCGAGUUGGUCAUUGAUUCGUUCAUGCCUCAAGACCAAGGACUAUACAAAUGCUUUUUUAGAAACUACGAGAAUGGAACGGACGAAACUACAAUACAAAUCUCCCUAAUGAGCUGUGGUGAUCCUGGAAAUCCCCUGAAUGGCUAUCGCACUGGCAAUGAGUUCUGGGCUGGAAAUAUGGUAGUUUAUACUUGUGAUCCUGGUUAUUACUUGGUGGGACCAUCCAACCGACUUUGUCUGGAAAAUGGUGCAUGGAGCAACUCCAUUCCGUCAUGCCAUCGUMUUUGUCCUGAGAUCGCACCUCCUGAAAAUGGAUACAUUGUAGGUCAUUUCUUGGCCAAYAGCACUAUCACUUUCAAUUGUAAUCACGGUUACUGGCUCAGUGGAAACCGCCAGCUCCUUUGUGAUCCGAACACAGGACAUUGGAAAGAAUUGAAUGGACAUUUUACCACCGAAAAACCGCAGUGUAAAUUUUUUUCAGGGCAGACAUUGUAUUCAAACAUACUAAAAUAUCGAGGGGAUUAUUAUGACUUAAUAAAAGAAUGGCUGGCUCCAGUGACAAACAAGCCAAUAACAUGGGUACCAUGCUACCAAAGCAGACUUCACGGAUGGGCCAGUAGAACAUUCCACGCAAAGUGUGAUGGUAAAGGUCCGACUAUUACAAUCAUCAAAGUGAACAAAUACAUAUUUGGAGGCUAUACAGACGUCAGCUGGCAUUCCAAAGGGUCUUACAGCAGAUCAGUCAACUCGUUCCUGUUUUCAUUCGUAAACAAAGAUAACUUGAAGCCAUUUAAAAUGAAAGUUUUCCAAUCGCAGAAUGCAAUUUAUGGAGGUAGCAGCUACGGACCAAUCUUUGGAAACAGCCAUGACAUAUAUAUUAGUAAUAAUGCUGGUAGCAACACAAACUCCUAUACGAACCUUGGAAAUUGCUAUGUACUGAUUAAGGGCUACACAUAUGGAUCAACUAAAGCAAGGAACCUUCUUGCAGGAUCGUACUACUUUCAGCCAGACGAGAUCGAGGUGUUUCGUCAAGAUGGCUUAGAGGUUUAGGUGAAAGAAACUCUAACAAAACACAGGGAUCCCACUUAAUAUAUCGAUGCCGCUAUUAAAACAUACGAUAUUUGAAGGAAAUAGACCGUUCGGCUAACGCGCUGCUAUAAACGUUUUCACACAAUUCAAAACACCCGGGAGUAAUUUUUAUUGAAGUUCUUUUUUUCCCACAGAAUUUAAAUUGGGUGGAAAUGACAUAACAACGCGUAAGCCGAUUAGGUCUAUGCAUUGCAAUUUGGAUAGGUGGGCAAUUUGCAUAUUGGAAGUGAAGAAUGUAUGGGGCAAACUUGUUAUCUUUUGAUAUUUCCUCGAUUUCUAUAAUGUUUAUUUCUCUCGUUGAUAUCAAAUUGCAUAGGAUUAAAUUCGAAGUAGUGAAAUAUGUACUAUGAUAUGAAUUGCAGUGUACAGUCGAAAAUCUCCCAUAAACGGACACUAUUGGGAAACGAAAAAAGUGUCCCCAUGCAGAAAUGUCCGUCCAAUAGUAAGGGAUCUUGAAACGGUUCAACCACGUCAAAUAUUCUCUUGCUUAAUAGUUAAAAAGUAUUCAUAAUGUUAAGCGAUUAAGAUAGUGAAAUUCAAUGAUUAAACGAUUAAUUUUACAAAUACAGUACUGUAUGUAUUAAAAUAUACUGUAUUCAAUAAACAUAACAAAGUCACGUUGAAA
Messenger RNA from Exaiptasia diaphana, 3928 nucleotides. Its product is annotated as hemicentin-1. The record is from RefSeq and is a predicted model, not a curated record. NCBI's taxonomy places the organism in Eukaryota, Metazoa, Cnidaria, Anthozoa, Actiniaria, Aiptasiidae. Bases 100 to 3264 code for a protein of 1054 amino acids. The transcript has 16 exons.